AUGAGUGGUGAUGUUAUGGGUGACGUUUGGAAUGGGGUUGAAAUGAGUGAUGAUGUCGUGAGGGAUGUUCGUAGUGGGGUUGAUAUGAGUGAAAUUGUCGUGAAUAAUAUUGAUGAUAAUAUUAAUGAUGAAAUUGAUAUAUAUGGUCAUGAAGAUAUUGAGUUUGGUGUACAAAAUAAUGACGACGAUGAUGUUAAUGAUAAGAUUCUGAAUAAUUUUUAUGACAUUGACGUGGAUUUAAAUUAUGAUUUUGGAUUUCUAAAUUCCUUAUCAAAUUAUUAUUCAACUAUUGAAUUUAAUAACUUAAUUUGUCAUAAAUCUGAUAUUCAUUAUGUAAAUGUUAUACAUUUAAACUGUCGCAGUUUUGCCGCGCAUUUAAAUGAUAUAUCUUUAUUCAUAUAUGGCAUGCGUAUCCUACCAGCAAUUAUAGCCUUGAGUGAAACGUGGUUUACAAACAAUGAAAUUAAUAAUAGUACGCACAUUCAAUUUCCAGAGUAUAUAUUUGUGUGCAACAACAGGAUAAAUAAGAAAGGUGGUGGUACAGGAUUUUUAAUAAACAGAACUAUUAUUUAUUCUAACUUACACAAUAGCAUUUUAUACUCGUCUGAUUUUUUUGAAUGGUCGGGCAUUACAACCAAUAUAAAUGGUAACAAGCAUUACUUCUUAUGCGUUUACAAACCACCUGAUGCCAACAUAAAUGAAUUUAUUUUGUCGCUUUCUGACUUUUUAUUCAACACAUUAAAGCCUGCGUGCAAAUCCAAACUAUAUAUCUUGGGGGAUUUUAAUAUAAAUCUGGCAGUUAACAAUGCUUAUUCACGAAACUUUAUCAAUAGUAUGGCUGGUCUUGGAUUGUUUUUUUUAAUCAACCAACCUACAAGAAUUACUGAUUCAAGCUCUACUGUCAUUGACAAUAUCUUAACUAAUGACAACUGUAGUUUGAUAAAAGGUAUAAUUUGUGAGGAUAUCACUGAUCAUAUGCCUAUUUUUGUAUGCAUUCCGCAUAAAAAUAAUAAAUGUAAUAAUAAAUGUAGUAAACGUCCCUUAAUCCAUACCAGAUUAACUGAUGAAAAGAAUAUCCAAGAGGCCAAUAGUAUGCUGUCUGGCAUAAAGUGGCCUGAACUCCAAGACUCUAUUGUUUUGAAUAUUGAUUAUGAUAAUUUUUUUAGAAUUUAUAUGAACUGUAUAGACGUCGCUUGUCCCAUGAUAAGUCGGAAACUUGAUUUGACGGAAAAAAUAGAAACUGUUAACAGCAUCGAUAAAUUUUUUGUUGAAAUGGGGCAAAGAUUAAUUGAUGGCUCUACAAACGCUGAUUAUGUAUCACCAAGCAGUGCUUGCUAUCCUGCAUUCCAGAUGACUAACAAUAAACUUUUUGACAACUAUUCCAUAAAAAUUGGCGUGAGUGAUAGAGAUAAAGUGAUAGGCAUUGUUUAUAAGGCCCGUGACAAGUUGGAUUGUGGUACUAAACUUAUGCUGUAUUAUUCUUUUAUUUACCCAUACCUUAUUUACGGCAACAUAUUUUGGGGCUCAACAUUUAAGUUUUGGAUUAAUAAGGUGUUUAUUGCACAGAAGUAUUUCGUGCGCAUAUGUUUCGGCCUAAGUAAAUAUGAUCACACCAGUUAUGAAAAAUAA
Molecule: messenger RNA, 1629 nt
Organism: Helobdella robusta
Lineage: Eukaryota; Metazoa; Annelida; Clitellata; Rhynchobdellida; Glossiphoniidae
Exons: 3
Coding region: 1-1629 (542 amino acids)
Source: RefSeq, a predicted model, not a curated record